AUGGCUCGAGAAAUGCAUAAUGACGAGCACGUUAUUAAUAGGAGGCAAGUUGAUGUCCAAAGACAUGCUGCUGUUCGUGCUCGCCGAAAUGCGCCGUAUUAUAAUAUUGCACGUCAAAAUGUAUUGCCUAAUUUAUAUUUUUUAGGUGCUAUGGACAAAAAAUGUGAUUAUUGUCAAGCUUUAAAGUUUGAAAAUGAAAAUUGUUUUAAAUGUUGUCACACUGGUAAAGUUGCAUUAGAUAAUUUGUCUCCUUACCCUCAGCAGCUUGGGGAAUUAUUAACAAAUACAGAUACUGUUCAGGCAAAAAACUUUCAGUCAAAUAUACGUAAGUAUAAUAGUGCCGUUGCCUUUGCUUCUUUUGGAGCAAACCUUCGCCCCCCACCUGGCCGUGGACCACCAUGCUUUCGUAUCUGUGGUCAAAUAUGGCAUCGUGUUGGGGGUCUUCACCCUCCUGAAGGACAAACCCCUGUUUUUAACCAACUUUAUAUUUAUGAAGCAGGUAGGGCUCUCAACGAAAGAAUGGCACGCCAAGAAAAUAAUGGCUGUCGUGAAGACGUGAUGCGAACUGUUCAAGAUGUUAUGGACAGAGUAAGCCCGUUUGCUGCUGCCUAUAGGUACAUGGCUGAAGUUGAAGCUGAAGAAUUAAAUCAGGCAGCAGCACAAAACUGUGCUCCAUCUGAAGUGCGUAUGUACAUGAGAGUUGGCAAUGACCGAAAGCGCUACAACUUGCCACAUCUUGAUGAAGUUGCGGCAGUAUUUGUUGGCCAAGAUGGAGCACCUCCUGGAAACAGGGAUGUUGUUAUCUAUCCGCGUGGAGGUGAUUUACAGAAUAUUUCCACAAUGUCUGCAAACUUGGAUCCAAUGGUGUAUCCUCUUUUUUUUCCAAGGGGUGAACCAGGUUGGCAUAAUAGGAUACCUCAUGUUGCUGUACGUGCAACCCGUACUCGCAACACUACUACAAUGUUGCAGUAUUAUACUUACCGUUUAGCUGCUCGGGAAUAUUUCAGCCCGAUUCAUUAUGGUAAGAAAUUGUUUCAGCAGUAUUGUGUUGAUUCUUAUGUUAAAGUUGAAGGUAAUAAUUUAAAUUACAUUCGAGCAAGUCAAACCAACCUUCGUGUUGAUAGUUAUGAAGGUUUAGCUGACCAUUUGAAUGCACGAGCUGAAAAGCGAGGCCUUCAACCAGGUCGUAUUGUUGUUCUUCCUUCGAGUUUUCAAGGAAGUCCACGUGCCAUGGCUCAAAAGUAUCAAGAUGCUAUGGCAGUUAUUGGUAAGUUUGGAAAACCUGAUUUUUUUCUGACUUUUACGUGCAAUCCAAAAUGGCGUGAAAUUACAGAAAAUUUGUUUGCAGGCCAACGUGCACACGAUCGGCCUGAUUUAGUGUCUCGAGUUUUUAAAUUGAAACUAAAUGAACUCCUUAAAGAUGUUACUGAAAGGGGAGUUCUAGGUAAGACUAUAACACAUGUGUAUGUUAUAGAAUUUCAAAAGAGGGGUUUGCCGCAUUGUCAUUUGUUAAUUCAUUUAGAUCCCAAUGACAAACUUAGGGAUGCAGAUGACAUAGACAGUGUUAUUUCAGCAGAAAUUCCUAAUUAA
This is a messenger RNA of Hydractinia symbiolongicarpus, 1590 nucleotides long. RefSeq lists its product as uncharacterized. Lineage: Eukaryota; Metazoa; Cnidaria; Hydrozoa; Anthoathecata; Hydractiniidae. The transcript has a single exon. The coding region runs from base 1 to 1590 and encodes 529 amino acids. The record is from RefSeq and is a predicted model, not a curated record.